This is a messenger RNA of Neurospora tetrasperma FGSC 2508, 183 nucleotides long. RefSeq lists its product as uncharacterized. The transcript has 2 exons. The record is from RefSeq and is a predicted model, not a curated record. Lineage: Eukaryota; Fungi; Ascomycota; Sordariomycetes; Sordariales; Sordariaceae. The coding region runs from base 1 to 183 and encodes 60 amino acids.
AUGGCUGCCACGAGCCAAGACUGGCCAAGCGCGUGUCCCUAUCCGAUCCGCUGCCCUACGCAAAUGAGUGUCCUGCGCGCAUCAUUCAGCAUUCUUUUUGGUCGUGGUUCCAUUCUUCCUCCCCAGGGACAUUCAUUCCUUUUCCAACCUGAACCAAAACAAAUGUUACUGGAACGUGAUUGA